CCAUCUUUUAAUUAAUCCAAAUCGUUCAGAUAAUUUUGUAUGUGUCGAAGUUUUGUUAACACAUUUCUAGCAAAUUUGCUUCAAAUAUCGUUCGCUUAUUCGAAUCUCUUUCACAUAAUUUGCUAAUUAAGAUGGCUUAUUUAGGUAAACGUGAUCGAAUGGAUGAGAACAUUUCUUAUGGUCCUCCACAGAAAAGAUCUGGUUUUGGAGGUCAACAGCAUGCACCCCAUGGCCAAUAUCCUAAUCAAAGCCAGGGAAACAGUCGUCAAGGAAUGUAUGACAACUAUGCUACCCAAUAUCCUCAUUCUAGUCCUAAUCAACAAAGGGGAAUCCCACCUAGUAGUAUGCAAGAGGACAGACCAGGAAAUGUCUUGCUGUUCAAUGUCCUAAAUCCUAAAUAUCCCAUAACAGUGGAUGUUAUGAAUACAAUCUGUACAAACAGUGGCGGUGUAGUGAACAAGAUUGUGAUAAUGCGAAAAAAUGGAGUUCAGGCGAUGGUCGAGUUUGAAAGCCCACAGAUGGCAGAGACCAUCAAAGAAAGUUUGAACGGUGCUGAUAUUUAUUCUGGAUGUUGUACUCUCAAAAUUGAGUGGGCCAAGGUACCGAGGUUGUCGGUCAGUAAGAAUGAUCAGGACAGUUGGGACUACACCUCACAGAAAUCUGAUAAGUUCCACUCACUGCUUCCAAUUCCACGUGAUGAAGAGUACAUGGAUGAUCCAGGAAGGGCCCCGGUCGGAAUGGGCCCAUCCUCCCAACAGCCACUCCCUCACCAUCAUCAAUCUUCUGAUUAUGGACACCCACCUGCCUACACCGAUCACCACAGUCGAGGCGGUCGAACAGAUGGUGGAGGAUUUAACAGUGCUGGAAGAAUGGAUGGUGCUAGCUUUGCAGCUGGAAGAAUGGAUGAUUAUGGCGGCAGUGGUGGCCCAUACAGGGGUGGUGAUAGAUAUCCACCACCCCCACAUCAUAGAGGAGCUCCUGGCGGAGGUCCCCGCAGUGGUCCCCCUGGACCCAGACAGGAGUUCCAUCCACCAGCAUACGAACAUCAUGGUGGCAAUCAGUACAUGCCUGAUGCUGAGGGAUUCAGAGGAGGUCGUGGUGGAGGCAGGGGUUUUAGGGGGUCCUUCCAAGGCCGUGGAGGUGGAGGAGGGGGGCCCAGGCCAGCCUAUCCUCCCAUGAUGGGUGGAGGAAGAGGAGGAAUGAUGGACGAAUUUUCAGGAGAAUUUGAUGAUGUUCCUGGAGCUCCUAUGCUUCAACAAGGCUCCGUGAUGAUGGUGUAUGGUCUGGAUGUUGAUAAAAUGAACUGCAGCCGAGUUUUCAACCUCUUCUGCUUGUAUGGCAAUGUGGUUCGUGUGAAGUUUUUGAGGAGCAAAGGUGGAGUGGCCAUGGUGCAGAUGGGGGACUACAUGUCCUGCGAACGAGCCGCUAAUGCUCUCAAUGGCACCUUCCUCUACGGCAAGAAGAUUCUCAUCGGAUGCUCGAAGCAGGCAUUCAUCCAGGAUGUUCCAAACCCUCAGGAUCUGCCGGAUGGUACUCCGUCAUUCCAAGAUUUCAUGGGCAACAGAAACAACCGAUUCACUACGCCAGAGGCUGCCUCCAAGAAUCGGAUCCAUUCAUCAUCCAAGAUCCUGUACUUCUUCAAUGCACCUCCUGGCAUAAAGGAUGAGGAUCUUAUCAAGGUUUUUGCUGAUCAUGGUGUAAAGGGACCUAAGAAAGUCAAGAUAUUUCCAACUAAAACUGGUAAGAACCCAUACAUUCUGAAGUUCUGCUUCUCUGAUGUCCAGAUUAAAAGUGGAUCCAUGAACAACCCCACUUCUGGAUCGAACUACAACAAGGGCAACUCUAACAACAGUGAUGCCCAGAUUAAAAGUGGAUCCAUGAACAAUUCCGCUGCUGGAUCGAACUACAACAAGAGCAACUCUAACAUCAGCAUUAAGGAAGAGGCCACUGCUAAUAAUUAAAUAAAUUGCUGAAUGUUUAAUGGUGCACCAUAGAUGCAAAUAAAUUAAUUACUAACCUUCUAAUUUGUUUAAAUGAACUUGUCUGUGCAAUCUUUCAUUCAAAAUUGUGAGGUGCAAACCAUUUAAUAUCUUUUGGCACGUCCUCUCACUGUCUUUUGAGUGGAAUUUUUCUGACAUUUGGUAACUUGUUGCUUAAAUUGUAACAUUUUGAACGACUUAGACGUUGAGCAUGUUUGAGUUUGUAGUUAAAUAUGAUUUUUUAUUUGAUGUAUCUUUGUGAUCUAUAUGAAUAGAUUUGUCUGAUGUGUG
Molecule: messenger RNA, 2270 nt
Organism: Helobdella robusta
Lineage: Eukaryota; Metazoa; Annelida; Clitellata; Rhynchobdellida; Glossiphoniidae
Exons: 12
Coding region: 132-1961 (609 amino acids)
Biological process (GO): regulation of RNA splicing
Cellular component (GO): nucleus
Molecular function (GO): mRNA binding
Source: RefSeq, a predicted model, not a curated record